This is a messenger RNA of Hyaloscypha bicolor E, 1920 nucleotides long. RefSeq lists its product as uncharacterized. The record is from RefSeq and is a predicted model, not a curated record. The coding region runs from base 1 to 1920 and encodes 639 amino acids. The transcript is spliced from 2 exons. Lineage: Eukaryota; Fungi; Ascomycota; Leotiomycetes; Helotiales; Hyaloscyphaceae.
AUGGUCCAGCCCACAAUUCACAGAUACUUCCGUUCGCCGCGACCAACUCAGGCGCUCCCCAAAGAGACUUUCCUCCGCCUCCCGUUCAGCCUCCGGCGUAAAAUCUAUCUUCUCGCAGGCCUCCCCGUCGACUCCACAAUCUACCUCAACUUCAUCCCUUCAAGUGAGGAACACUGCGUUCAAGAAUACAACCCCCUUGACAUUGAACACUGGCCAACGGAACCCAACAUCAGGCCUCGAAGCCACAGUCUCUCCCACUUCCUAGACGGCUAUCUCCCUUCGACUCACAUUCGCCUCAAUAGACAUUGUGUAUGUGCAGACUACGGUUCCAAAGCCACGCGCAACGCCAAUAGCAGCUGUAGUGAUAAUGUCUGCACAUGCACUCCCUUGCCAUGGCAGCUGCUCUACGUCUCCAAAACCGUCGCGGACGAGGUAUCCACAAUCUUCUACUCGUCGAAUCACUUUAGCAUCUUUCGAGAGAGUCUCGGUCGCCUCUCUGGUCUUCACUCACUUCCCAAAUGGGCGCUUGCAAAAAUGAGGAGCCUGUCUCUUUGCCUGAAUUACUCCGACCCAGAUCCAAUUCAGUAUUUCAAAGAAAGAUAUUGGUGUCACGCUACAUGCGCUGCAUCUCAUCAACAUCGACUGUUCAGCAAGGCCAAGGCCCAUGACGAGGCCUCUUCUAUCGACGAAUUAGAACACCUGUGUCAAGUCCUACGCACACACAUCCAGCCAAAUCAGCUGAGACUCUCAUUCACAUGCGAUGUGGCGGAUAUCGAGAUCGCAGAAGAGGUCCUCCGUCCGCUCUCCCAGCUUCCACAUCUGAGAGAAUGCUCCAUCCUUCUCGGCUUCCAACACUCCCCUACCGAUACAGAACAUAUUCCUCUUCUCCAAGAACUCGCAAAAAAACAUGUUACCCACCUAAUGAAGCCUUCCAUCCCGACAACAUUCGACUUCACCGCCCUUCCACCCGAAAUCCAGCUCCAGAUCCUGUCUUAUACUCCGCUGGUGACUCCCUACGAGCUAGUCUGCGGUCUCAACACGCCCGUCUCCACUUCCAUCCAAUCCCCCUUCUACGAACCGCGCACCUUCCCCUACCGGUCCUACCCUUCUGUGCCGGAAUGCUGUCUUACCUGCUCCCCUUCCCCCUCCCCUGCCCAAAAACCUAACGGCUGCGCAUGCUGGAGCAAGCACACAGCUUUCUCCUCAACGUGUACCUGUUGGCGCUUCCCACUCUCUCUCUUCCUCGUAAGUAAGAGCGUGAAAGAGAUGGCCGAGUCGCUAUUCUAUGGCCGGAAUCAUUUCUGGGUCCUGCCGAGAGGGUGGAAUGCAAGUCACAAGUUAGAGAUUUGGAAUUUUUUGACGCGCGUAGGGGGGGUGAGGAGGUAUCUGAGGAAUUUGACGUGGGAGAUGAGUUGGAGUGUGAGGGAGGAGUGGGGUGGCUAUCUACAGGAAGGAGAUGAGACGUAUGGACAAUGGCUCGCAACACUGGAAUUUCUUCGAGAAAUGCCACCAGGACAGCUGACGUUGACGAUCGACACCAAAUUCUCGCAGUCGGAAAUCUACUACGCCAAUGGAGGCUGGGAGUACGGGGAUAGCGGUGUGGUCGUGCCGGACGCCGCCUACACCUCCGAAGCCGAAUAUACCUUUUCCGUCUCCCAGGCGAUCGCGAAAGACUUGAUUAAACAUGAUGUGAAGCUGAAGGAUCUCUUCUGGCAUUUCACCUGGCCGAGAAUAGGGGAAUGGCAAGGAGAGGGCGAAAUGGGGUUAGGGAACGCCCGAGAUGGAGAGGGGAAGGCCAGGGAUAAGGGGAGGGUGCUCGAGAAGAUGGUUAUGGGCCCGCUUUAUGAAGGGGAAGAGAGAGGAAAAUAUGAGAGGAGGAAGGAGUGGAAUGGGUAUCGGGACCACCAACCGCCUUAUUGA